UCAUAGCACAUAUAACGUAAACAAAAUCCUGUUUUGAAUUUCAUUCUAUAUAUAUAUGGCUUGGAUCAUUAAACAUAUUGUAACAAUAUGCUUCUUUUUGGGGUAUUACCAAACACUGCCUAUUUAUGGAGAAACAAUCAGAGCACCACCUCACUAUAAGGUGGUUAAUGUCAGCUCUUUGGAGCCAAAACCCUACUGCCAGAGGUCAAGCUCAGGCUCGAAAAUCGGAUCGCAAAAAUUGGAGAUCGUAUCAAGAUUUGGACCUUGCUUUCCAAAUACUAGUCGAACGAAAACUGCAUCAUCCAACGAACUUCUAAAUUGGGAUCAAGCUAGAGUUCGUUCAAUCAAUAAAAGAGUGAAUGACCAUCUUUACAGUAACAGUCUUUCUGAGGAUGGACUUGAUCCAACUAUUGAAGGUAAGUAUGAAUUUGGGGGGGUCUAUAAUGUAAAGAUAGGUCUUGGCACACCAAAACAAGAUUAUUACUUAAUGAUGGAUACUGGUAGCCAACCAACUUGGGUACGUUGCCAAUCCUGCACCAAAGGUUGCAAAUCAGAGAAUCCUCUGUAUGACCCUUCAAAAUCCUCGACAUAUACAAAUAAUACAUCGGUUCCAUUUCGUGUUGGUUAUGGUGAUAACUCAUAUACGAAUGGCAUUUGGGGAUGUGAUACUCUCACUAUAGAGGGUAUUGGUGCAAUAAACAACUUCCGAUUUGGUUGUGGCCAAGAAAAUGUUGAUGGAACUGGCAAUAACUUUGGUGAUGUAGCUGGAAUACUUGGACUUGGCAGAGGAGAGUUAUCUUUUCCAUCUCAAAUUCAAAGUGCGUCAUCAACGCAAAUGUUUAGUUAUUAUGUCCCAUUAACAAAUAGCCAUGUGGGAAAUCUAGAAUUUGGGAAUGAAGCCAAGAAGAAAUCUUACGCUUGUUCAAACCAAUUUACACCAUUGGUAAAAGGCCCCGAACCAGUAUUCUACUAUCUUGACCUAGUUGGAAUAAGUGUAGCUGGAAAUAAACUCAACGUCACAUCGACAACAUUCACUAAUGAAGGAACAGUUAUAGACAGUGGAACGGUAAUCACUCGAUUGCCACGAGCUGUAUACUCUGCGUUUCGUGCUGCUUUUAGACAGUCGAUGUCGAGUUACACAUUAUUAGAAAAUGUUGAUGAGCUGAUGGACACCUGCUACAGCUUCAAGGGAUACGAACAAAUUGUUUUACCAGAGAUUAAAUUCCAUUUUGGAGAAGGAACUAGUACUACUACUGAUGUGAAGUUGUCAAACAAUGGGAUUUUAUGGAUGAAAGAUGAUAGAGUGAAGUGUUUGGCUUUUGCUGCAAAGGAAAACGAUGAGCAUGUCAGCAUUAUUGGUUACGUUCAACAGCGGGGAUUCAAUGUGCUUUAUGAUUUGGAAAGGGAAAGAAUUGGGUUUGGCAGUAACUGCGCUAGCUAGCUGGUCGGUAAUUGUUAUUUUCUGCAAAAUAAUCGACCAAAGUUGGUCGGUUAUUACGUCAACAUUGAUC
Messenger RNA from Nicotiana tabacum (common tobacco), 1511 nucleotides. RefSeq names its product aspartyl protease family protein At5g10770. The record is from RefSeq and is a predicted model, not a curated record. Gene Ontology annotation, molecular function: aspartic-type endopeptidase activity. Lineage: Eukaryota; Viridiplantae; Streptophyta; Magnoliopsida; Solanales; Solanaceae. Gene Ontology annotation, biological process: proteolysis.